This is a messenger RNA of Magnolia sinica, 1064 nucleotides long. RefSeq names its product purine permease 1-like. The transcript has a single exon. The record is from RefSeq and is a predicted model, not a curated record. Lineage: Eukaryota; Viridiplantae; Streptophyta; Magnoliopsida; Magnoliales; Magnoliaceae. Gene Ontology annotation, molecular function: purine nucleoside transmembrane transporter activity. Bases 60 to 848 code for a protein of 262 amino acids. Gene Ontology annotation, cellular component: membrane.
AAACAUACCUCUUUCUUACUUGAGAAAGCAUUGUAGAAAGAGUGGGAAGAUCCAUAGCCAUGAACAUUGAGGGCUUUGAGGGCAUUGAGAGGAUGGAGCAAGGAGUUCCAGAAUCCUCAUCUCCAAAGGAAAUCGAAAAACGCACUGUCAAAUGGUGGCUCAUUGCCCUCAACUGCAUCCUCACAGGGGUGGGGACCAUCUGUGGCCCAAUGCUUCUACGGCUUUACUAUCUCUACGGUGGGAGUAGGAAAUGGCUAACCAGCUCGUUGCAGACAGCUGGUUUCCCCGUCCUUCUCAUCCCGCUCUCCAUUGUCUACAUGCGCGAACGGGCUCGUGGGAUGAAAUUCCUGCUGGAGCCCAGACUCUUUAUAGCGUGUGUGGUUAUCGGACUCCUCAUGGGUCUCGAUAACUUCAUGUAUUCGAUGGGUUCUUCAUUCCUUCCCGUCUCCACAUCCUCUUUACUCUUCGCCACUCAGCUUGCUUUCACCGCGUUUUUUGCUUUCAUCAUCGUGAAGCAGAAAUUCACUGCCUAUACCAUCAACGCCGUGGUGCUGAUGACUCUCGGGUCAGUGUUGCUUGGGCUUCGCAACAGCGGUGACCGUCCUGAGAAUGUAACCAACGGGGAGUAUUUGCUAGGUUUCAUCAUGACUCUCGGGGCCUCUGCCUUGCUGGGAUUCGCAUAUCCAUGCAUCGAGCUGUCUUACGUCAAGGCAAGGAAAGCCAUCACUUAUCCGGUAGUGAUGCAGUUUCAGUUCUGCACCACCAUGUCUGCCACCAUUUUCUGCGCUAUUGGGAUGAUUAUUAAUAAGGAUUUUCAGGGAAGGAACCAUUUAUUCAUAACUUGCUAAUACGACUUAUGCACACGUGCCAACUUGGCACAUAUUUGUGAGAUCCAAGCCAUUCAUCUGAGUCAACCCCACAACAAUUGUACAGAAGAUGGGGUAGAUUAAAUAAAUUACGUAAGACAACUGCAGUAUUUUCUUGUAUUUUUUUGCCCCCUCUUAUUAGUUUAAUAUCCGACAUGAUAUUAAAAUAAUUUCUUGUGGUGGAGGGCUCACCGUUAU